AUGCUACGUGUUGGAGCAAGAGGCACACGCACGCAGGGAAGCAGCUUCCUGUCUUCUUCCCGCUUCACCGGUGUCACCGCCGCCGCUGCCGCCCGGUUCUGCCCGGCUGCGCGGUCGCAGACACUCGGCCUCGUCGGUCGCUACAGCAGCAGCACCACCACCACAGCGGUCGAGGGCGGCAAGCUGACCCAGGAGGAGGUCGACAACCAGAACAAGCACGCCAACGUGCUGCGUCUCGUCAACGCCUACCGCACCUACGGCCACUUCGACGCCGCCCUCGAUCCCCUGGGCCGCCGCCAGCGAGGUGCGCCAGAGGGUGUGCUGGAUGCGGCGCGGUAUGGGCUGGGGAAUGAGGAGGUGCAGCUCCGGGGCCUGUUCUUCGGGCUCGACAAGGAGAAGGCCAGCGUGAGCGAGAUCGUCGACGCCCUGAAGAAGACCUACUGCAGCAGCGUCGGCGUGGAGUUCACCCACGUGGAGAACCCCGAGGAGCAGACCUGGCUGGCGCGCCGCUUCGAGGCCGCAAUGGGCCGCACCGCCACCGGCGCCACCGCCCAGAACGCCCUGCCUGCCGAGGACAAGAAGCGCAUCCUCAACCUCCUGCAGACCUCCGAAGAGUUCGACCACUUCCUCCACACCAAGUUCCGAGCUGUGAAGCGCUACGGGCUGGAGGGGUGUGAGUCCAUGAUGGCUUGCAUGGACACCAUUUUCAGCAAGGCCGCGGAGAGCAGCUUCGAUGAGGCUGUGAUCGCGAUGCCGCACAGGGGUCGGCUCAAUUUUUUGACGGGCAUCCUGCGCUACCCGGCGUCCAAGAUCUUUGCCAAGGUGAGCGGCUUCAACGACUUCCCCACCGUCGAAGGCGCCGGCAAGAACCUGCACGUCUCCCUGAUCCACAACCCCUCGCACCUCGAGGCGGCCAAUCCGGUGGCGCAGGGCAAGGUCCGGGCCAAGCAGGACCUGGGCAAGGGCCGCAAGCAGGCGCUGUGCAUCGUCGUCCACGGUGAUGCCGCCAUGAGCGCCCAGGGCGUCGUGCCCGAGACCCUGACCCUCUCCCAGCUGCCCGAAUACGCCGUCGGCGGUUCGAUGCACGUCGUGGUGAACAACCAGAUUGGCUUCACCACGGAAUGCCACAAGGGCCGGUCGAGCUGGUACUGUACCGACGUCCUGCGCUCGGUCCACGCGCCGGCCAUCCACGUCAACGCCGACGACCCCGAGGCCGUCGUCAUCGCCACGCGCCUGGCCAUGGACUACCUGACCACCUUCCGCAAGGACAUCAUCGUCGAUCUGCACGGCUACCGCAGGCACGGCCACAACGAGCUCGACGAGCCCUCCUUCACCCAGCCCCUCAUGUACGACAGCAUCCGCGUGCGCCCGACCAUCGCCAAGCUCUACGGCGAGAAGCUCAUCAAAGAGCAGGUGGUCACCGAGGAGGAGGCCAAGGCGAUCAAGGACCAGGCGCGCCAGGUCCUCGACAAGGAGUUCGCUGAGUCCCAGAAGGCCCAGCCGACCGUGGACACGAUGGGCGGCAAGUGGCAGAAGAUGACCGCGCCCCAGGACAUGACCAAGCCCGUCGACACCGGCUACGCCGAGGAGGAGCUCGUCAAGGUCGGCGUCGCCUCCAUCAACCCGCAGGGCAAGACCGUGCACAGCCGCCUGCAGAACUUCUUCUGCAAGCCCCGCCAGGCCAAGCUCGAAUCCAAGACCGGUCUCGACUGGGCCACCGCCGAGUCGCUGGCCAUCGGCUCCCUCCUGCUCGAGAAGUACAAUGUGCGCUUGAGCGGCCAGGAUGUGGGCCGCGGCACGUUCAGCCACCGACACGUGGCCCUCACGGACCAGAAGACCAACGAGCGCGUCAUCCCGCUCAACCUCAUGUCCUCCGACCAGGGCAAGCUCCACGUUGCCGACAGCCCGCUCUCCGAGAUGGCCGUGAUGGGCUUCGAGUACGGGUACAGCAUGGAGGACCCGAGCACGCUGGUGCUGUGGGAGGCCCAGUUCGGCGAUUUCCACAACGGCGCGCAGAUCAUCAUCGACCAGUUCCUCAACAGCGGCGAGGACAAGUGGUGGCGCCAGUCGGCCCUCACCCUCCUCCUGCCCCACGGCUACGACGGCGCCGGUCCCGAACACUCCUCGUGCCGCAUCGAGCGCUUCCUUCAGCUUUGCGAUGGCGACAGGCUCAACCCCGGGGACAUCUCGAACCUGGUGCCCAACAUGCAGGUCAUCAACCCGACCACCCCGGCCAACUACUUCCACGCUCUGCGUCGUCAGAUGAAGCGUAGCUUCCGGAAGCCCAUGGUCGUGGUGGGUCCCAAGACGCUCCUGCGCCACCCGCAGGCCGUGUCCGACCUCGCCGAGAUGGCGCCCGGCACCUCGUUCCAGCCCGUCAUCGCCGACACCACCGUCUCGCCGGCUCACGGCAAGGUGUACUACGACCUCGUCAAGCACCGCGAGACCAAGAAGAUCGACGACGUCGCCAUUAUCCGCGUCGAGGAGCUGUCGCCCUUCCCCUAUCGGGCGCUGGCCGACGAGCUCGACAAGUACCGCAACGCCGACUCCUACAGGUGGGCGCAGGAGGAGCCCCAGAACGCGGGCAUGUGGGACUACGUCGCCCCGCGCUUCUCCCGCCUCUCCGCUCCCGUCAAGCUGGUUUCGCGACCGGCCUCGGCGGCGCCGGCUGUGGGUCUGGGCUCCAUCCACGCACAGCAGCAGAAGGCCAUCCUUGAUGGCGCCUUUGCCUAA
This is a messenger RNA of Acanthamoeba castellanii str. Neff, 2733 nucleotides long. Its product is annotated as oxoglutarate dehydrogenase (succinyltransferring), E1 component, putative. Lineage: Eukaryota; Discosea; Longamoebia; Acanthamoebidae. Gene Ontology annotation, biological process: tricarboxylic acid cycle. The transcript is spliced from 15 exons. The coding region runs from base 1 to 2733 and encodes 910 amino acids. Gene Ontology annotation, molecular function: thiamine pyrophosphate binding; oxoglutarate dehydrogenase (succinyl-transferring) activity. The record is from RefSeq and is a predicted model, not a curated record.